CAUUCCACAGACAGGAGGCAAAAAAGGGGAGAGAGAAAAUAAGAGAGAGAAGAGAGAGACAGCGGUCGGAAAGAAGAGAAGAGAGGUGGAGAUGGAACCAGAGAGACAAACUUGAAGAGGAGAGAAGAGAGAGAGGUGGCGGCCAUAUUUCAACGGCCUAGAUUUAUCUAAAUCGACCACAUCUCGAAAUCUCUACACUCCAUCUCCAUUUCUAACACUUCUUCUCCGACCACCGCUAUGCGGCGAGGCAGGGCCACCGCGAGAGAUGCCCCACAGCAACAAGAGGUCAGGAAUCAGGGCAAAGAUGUGAGGUUCAGAGGCGUGAGGAAGAGACCUUGGGGCCGUUUCGCCGCCGAGAUCCGGGACCCGUGGAAGAAGACUCGGGUCUGGCUCGGCACCUUCGACUCCGCGGAGGAUGCAGCCCGAGCCUACGAUGCCGCCGCUCGAUCCCUCCGCGGUCCCAAGGCCAAGACCAAUUUUCCGUUGUCAUCUCCGGCGGUUCCGUUGACCGUGCCGUUUCAACAACCGAGUCAAUAUCAGAUUCAAGAUCAGAAUCACAGUCAUCAGCAUCAGCCUCAGAGGCCAACCACGAGCGGUAUGAGCAGCACCGUGGAGUCCUUCAGCGGGCCCAGGCUCUCAAACCCGCCGUCGGCGCCGCCGCGGCCGCGCCUCCGGGCUCCUCCGGUAAACGAUUGCCAGAGCGAUUGCGACUCCUCCUCGUCGGUGAUUGACGAGUGCGACGGCGAUCUCACAUCUUCUUCCCGCAAACCCCUGCCGUUCGAUCUAAAUCUGCUUCCCCCUUCGGAAGAUGAUGAUGAUGAUGAUCUCGAUGCCACGGCUCUGUGCCUGUGAUGCGUUGCUGAAUGGUGCCUUUUUUCUGUGAUUUUCUUUUCUCGGAAAAGAAUAUAAAGAAAAAUGAGUAUUUGGGGUUCUGGAUUCUCUUCUUUGUUAGAUUAUAUGUAGAUUAGUGUUUGUACUCAACGAACUUCAACUUCAUGGGCUUCAAAUGUUGUCUGCCUUGUUGAAAACUUUGAUCAUAUUACAAAGCAAUUGAUCUGAUCUGAUUCUCUUAAUUUAUCUCUCCUUUUUCUCCCUCUUGUAUACAUCAAAAAAAUAAAAGCUCCAAUUUUCUUCUCA
Vitis riparia (riverbank grape) is the source of this 1137-nucleotide messenger RNA. RefSeq names its product ethylene-responsive transcription factor 3-like. The coding region runs from base 238 to 852 and encodes 204 amino acids. The record is from RefSeq and is a predicted model, not a curated record. Lineage: Eukaryota; Viridiplantae; Streptophyta; Magnoliopsida; Vitales; Vitaceae. The transcript has a single exon. Gene Ontology annotation, biological process: regulation of DNA-templated transcription. Gene Ontology annotation, molecular function: DNA binding; DNA-binding transcription factor activity.